AUGUCACCGUCGUUACUUAUCUCAGAGCGUCUGGAGAAUGGAUGUGACACCGGGCUGGGCCUGGCUGAGCUCCUGGAGCGGCAAGCCAUGGUCCGCGGCACAGCCAUUGCCAUUGAAGAAGGCCAGUACGAAGUCACAUACGGCGAACUUCACGAGAAGGCCCUCUUCGUCGCCGAGCAGGUCAACAGUAUCCUCCACGAUGACCCUUCGCCAGUCGGCAUUAUUGCCCCCCGCAGUUUGAAUCACGUAUUGUCGCAGGCCGCUGUGAUCUACUCGGGCCGGGCUUGUGUGCCGUUGGACCCCAAGCUCCCAGACGAGAUGCUCAGAGACAUGCUGGAAAACUUGGGAUCGACCCUCGUCAUCACGGAUAUUGUACAACAGCAUAGACUACCGGGCGUUAAACAUCUGGUGGUUGAUCAUCGCGUGGUUCCGGAGACCUUCGAUUUAAACAUUGCCCCCAGUCAGAACGGGCCGCAGACAUGCUCUCAUGUGCUCCACACCUCGGGCACAACCGGCAAGCCGAAGGCAGUCGAGGCGUUUGCGGAGGGGCUAAUUAAUCUUUGCCUGGAUUCAGCGGACCUCAUCCGGAAGGGACAGCGUGUUGGGCACGGUUCCAACGUCAUCUUUGAUACCUCCCUGGUGGAGAUAUGGGGUCCCUUGCUGCGCGGAGCAACCAUGGUCAUCAUCCCCCAUGAGAUUGUCCUCGAUCCGUCUGCUCUUAGCGUGUUCGUCAAAGAGAAAGAACUCAAUGUGUUGCAACUCACAACCUCUCUGCUCACCGUGACGGCUUACGCCUGUCCGGAUGCUUUCUCGACUCUGGACACCCUUAUUACUGGAGGUGAGGCAAUCAACUGCCAGACAAUCCAGUCCAUCUUCGAUGCCGGAGCCCCAGGCCGCAUUAUCAAUGGUUAUGGUCCGACAGAAGCCAGUAUAUAUGUUUUGUAUCACCAAGUCUCGGAAGACGAGGCCCGCCGGGGUGAGAUCCCCGUGGGAAAGCCAUUCGGCGACGUCGAGGUGUUUCUCCUUGAUGACAAUAUGAACACAGUCAAGGCGGGUGAAGUCGGCGAGCUCGUGGUAUCUGGCGUAGGUGUUGCCGGGGGAUAUAUUGGGGACGCUCAGAAAACUGCCAAGAGCUUCGUUGUUCUUCCGCAACUGCACCGGAAGGUGGAGCGGGGACCCCACCACAUGUAUCGAACUGGAGACUUGAUGCGUGCAGAUGAGAAAGGCGUGUACUACUACCUCGGACGGAAAGACAAUCAGAUCAAGAUUCGUGGCCAACGCGUGGAACUGGAGGCCUUGGAAUCGGCCCUAGUUGGCACGGGCCUAGUGAGUGCUGCUGUGGUGGUGAAGAUCACACCGGAAGAAGUUGGCCGUGGCCAGUUUCUGCUGGCCUACUGUAUUCCUUCCUCACCUGAUGUUGCGGAUGGCGCCAUCAUGAAAGCCUACAUGGAGCAAGCACCAGAUCUCAUGGUUCCCCGUUUGGAGCUCAUUGACGUCUUGCCCCUUCGCUCCACCGGCAAAGCGGACCGGAAGGCUCUGGAAGAACGGUAUUACCAGAAGCUCAAGCGCUCACGGGCUAAUGGAGCCAAUGGAAGUGUCAACACUGGCAGCAACGCUGCUAAGCUGGAGUAUAUCUGGAUUGACGUCUUUGGUCUCACUGUCGAGCAUCUACGUCCAACCGACGACUUCGUGGCCAUGGGUGGAACGUCCUUGAUCGCCGCCACCAUGAUCGCUCGCAUCAAUCAAACAUUUGGCAUCUCGUUGCGCGCCCAAAUGCUCUACGAGAAUACCAGCUUCGAGAGUCUGACGCGGCUUGUGACCAACAUCCAAGUUCAUGGAGACGACUCAAGUAUUCAGGCUGAACAGGAGGUCUGGCUACAGGACUCUAAGUUGGGCGAACACUUGCGGCCUAUCGGAGGCAUUAUUCCUCACUGGCAGGACGAAAAUGAAGGCAGGGUCUUCCUGACGGGAGCUACGGGCUUUGUGGGUGUGUUUCUCCUGGCCACACUCGUGAAGCGGCCUGAUGUUAAAAAGGUGGCCUGUUUGGUGCGCGCCGACGACGAGCCCUCGGCCCGGGCACGUCUCGAGAAGACCAUGGAGAAGUACAGUCUCUACGCAAACAUGGACAAGGUCAUCGCCCUGCCAGGCAAUUUCGGACAACCACGGCUGGGUCUGUCUCCGGAGCAGUACGAUUACUUCGCGACAUGGUCUAGUGUGAUCUUCCACCUCGGGGCCAAGGUGAGCUACGUCGCUCCUUAUUCCUCCCACCGCCAGGAGAAUACUAUCGGGACCUUGAACAUGCUCGAGUUUGCUACUCACCGGCGGACCAAGGCCAUGCACUACUCGUCCACCAUCGCGGCCUACGGUCCAACUGGAUAUGUUACGGGCGCCAAGCUGCUGCCAGAGGAUGAACGGCCCGCGCCGCACUUGGCUGCUCUGCCCAGCGACACUGGUUAUGCUCAAAGUCAGUACGUGGCGGAGGCGAUCGUUUGGAAUGCCAUUGACAACGGCUUCCCCGUGGCCAUUUACCGUCCAGGAUUUGUCCUGGGCCAUAGCAAGUCCGGCAUCUGUAACCCGGACGAUUUCAUCUCCCGUCUCUUCACCAGCUGUAUGGACAUGGGGCUGUAUCCCAUCCUACCCAACCAGCGCAAGGAAUUCAUCCCUGUAGACUUCGUUGUCGAUUCCAUCCUUCAUAUCUCCACAACCCACGAGAAUUUGGGCCACGCCUACAACCUCGUGCAGCCUGACCUUAACAACGCUAUCGACAUCAACACCAGCUUUGACCUGCUCAAUCAGCUUUCUCCCUACAAGAUGGAAGGAGUGCCUUACGAGCAAUGGGUGAACUCGCUCUCUGAGCGAUUGGAUGAUCCUCUGCAUCCCCUCACCCCUAUGCUCAGGGAGAAGGUGUUUGGCAACAUGACCCGCUGGGAGGUCUAUGAGAACAUGGCUGAGUACGGGCGGGAGAAUAUCCGCCGCGCCCUGCAAGACGCUCCGCACAUCCUGAACCGGGAGGAUAUUGAGGUGCUCUUCCACCGAUCGUUGAAAAGUUGGCUACCAUGCUGUGUAUGGCACAAGCCUGUACGCAUGCAAGUGUGA
Molecule: messenger RNA, 3096 nt
Organism: Aspergillus costaricaensis CBS 115574
Lineage: Eukaryota; Fungi; Ascomycota; Eurotiomycetes; Eurotiales; Aspergillaceae
Product: non-ribosomal peptide synthetase
Exons: 1
Coding region: 1-3096 (1031 amino acids)
Source: RefSeq, a predicted model, not a curated record